AGAGCUGGCAGCAGAGCGGGGCGCAGCUCCCUAUAAUGACUGGCCACCGCAGUUGGGGAUAUGGGAAGGAUGACGGACCUUCAGAGUGGCACAGAUCUUAUCCUAUUGCCCAAGGGAACCGCCAGUCACCUAUUGAUAUAGUUUCUGCAAGAGCAGUUUAUGACCCUAACCUGAAGCCACUUGUUUUCUCCUAUGAGUCAUGUGCCUCUCUUAACAUCUCCAACAAUGGCCAUUCAGUUAUGGUUGAGUUUGAAGAUACCGAUGACAAGACAGCUAUCAGCGGUGGUCCCCUUGAGAAUCCAUUUCGGCUAAAGCAGUUUCACUUUCACUGGGGGACAAAUCGCAGCCAGGGAUCGGAGCACACAAUUGAUGGCAAACCUUUUCCCUGUGAGCUCCACUUAGUUCACUGGAAUGCCAGAAAAUAUGCAACAUUUGGAGAAGCAGCAGCAGCUCCAGAUGGCUUGGCAGUAGUUGCUGUUUUCUUGGAGAUUGGGCAAGAACAUACCAGUAUGAACAGACUCACUGAUGCUUUUUACAUGGUAAAAUUUAAAGGAACAAAAGCUCAAUUUAGUAGCUUCAACCCCAAAUGUCUCCUGCCAUUGAGUCUAGAUUACUGGACAUACCUUGGUUCUUUGACAACACCACCCCUUAAUGAGAGUGUAACAUGGAUAGUGCUGAAAGAACCCAUCAGCAUUUCUGAGAAACAGCUGGAGAAAUUUCGCAUGCUCCUCUUCACCAGUGAGGAAGACCAAAGGAUCCAAAUGGUGAAUAAUUUCCGCCCCCCUCAGCCUCUUAAGGGGAGAGUAGUUCGAGCUUCCUUCAAGGCCUGAAGAAAACUGAUAAUGGCACUGAGAUAUCCAAGAGCUUCCACAUCUGAGAUACUAUAAACAGGAACUCUGGUCUUCAGAUUACUUCUGGAACACACAAGAUAACCAUUUCCAUGAAAACUCAACUUGGAGGGGGAUAAUCUUCUGACUUUAUAUUUUAUUUGAAUUGCUCAUUCUUUUCAGAAAUGGCAUAUUUUUAAUAAAAGGAAUAGUUGAGUAAACCA
Messenger RNA from Strigops habroptila (Kakapo), 1051 nucleotides. It is a transcript of the gene CA7, whose product is annotated as carbonic anhydrase 7. Gene Ontology annotation, cellular component: cytoplasm. Gene Ontology annotation, biological process: regulation of intracellular pH. The transcript has 7 exons. Gene Ontology annotation, molecular function: zinc ion binding; carbonate dehydratase activity. Bases 36 to 830 code for a protein of 264 amino acids. NCBI's taxonomy places the organism in Eukaryota, Metazoa, Chordata, Aves, Psittaciformes, Psittacidae. The record is from RefSeq and is a predicted model, not a curated record.